Penaeus chinensis is the source of this 1775-nucleotide messenger RNA. RefSeq names its product carboxypeptidase B-like. Bases 39 to 1376 code for a protein of 445 amino acids. NCBI's taxonomy places the organism in Eukaryota, Metazoa, Arthropoda, Malacostraca, Decapoda, Penaeidae. The transcript is spliced from 7 exons. The record is from RefSeq and is a predicted model, not a curated record. Gene Ontology annotation, biological process: proteolysis. Gene Ontology annotation, molecular function: metallocarboxypeptidase activity; zinc ion binding.
CAUCGCUGGACGACACAAGGUGAGGCUCUGGCGGCGGGAUGGCGGUGACACAACUCCUGUCGUGCGCUCUGCUGGUGAUCGCCGUCGGCGCCGCCGCAGGAUUUCAGGAGGGCCUGCGGGGACACCAGAUCUGGGAGCUUCCUUCCUCCAUCCCCGCCGCCCUUGAGGACCUCCUUCGCGAUGGCCUCCUCGACUCCCUGAGCCAUUCCAAGUCCCACAGGAAAGUCCACGUCCCUGUGGAGGGCCUGGACAACGCCCGCCGCAUCCUGAAGGAGAGGGACGUCGAGUUCAAGGUCUUGGUGGAUGACCUGGCGGAGCACUUUCAGGGCGAGAGGCGGCGGCGGAGGGAGGUCGACACGCGCGCGGCCGAAUCCUGCACCGAAAACUCGUGUCCUGCACCGCUCUCGAACGCCUACAUGACCUUCACGCAGAUGGAGUACUACCUCCGCGAGAUCAACACCACAUACGCUCCUCGAGUCUCCGUCAAGUCGAUCGGCAAGUCGGUCGAGGGUCGGGACAUCUGGAUGGUCCACGUGCGGUCGGGAGGCUGCGCUCAAGGUAACACACAGCCGCAGGUCAGCCUCCGACACCCAAGGAUCGCCUUCUGGAUGAUGAAACGUCGAGCUGUGUGGAUAGAAGGAGGUCUGCAUGCGCGGGAGUGGAUCUCGCCGGCGGUGGCGCUGCGGCUUGUGGCGACCCUGGCCCAGCAGUGCUCCGUCACGCAGGCCAUCGACGUGUACAUCGUGCCGAUGGCCAACCCGGACGGCUACGUGUAUUCGUGGGCGUCGAACCGGCUGUGGCGCAAGAACCGGAGGCCGAUCUCCGGCGGCAGCUGCGACGGCGUCGACCUCAACCGCAACUGGAGCUACCGGUUCGGCGUCGGCGCCUCCAGCAACCCCUGCAGCGAGGUGUACAAGGGGCAGACCACCUUCUCGGAGCCCGAGACGCAGGCGCUGAGGGAUGCCAUGACGGCCGUCGCCAACGGCGGGAACCUGGAGCUGGUGGUGGCCCUGCACAGCUACGGCCAGGUGCUCAUGUACCCGUGGGGGUGGACGGCGGAGGAGGCGCCCGACACGCCCGCCAUGAAGAGAGUCGGGGAGAUGUUCGCCAGCGCAGCCGAGGAGAGCUCCGGCACCGUCUACAGCGUCGUCAACUCCGCCAGCGGCUUCUACUACGCCUCGGGCGCCACCGACGACUGGGCCAAGGGCGUCCUGCAGUCCAAGUACGUCUACACGCUCGAACUGCGCGAUGAAGGUGCCUUCGGCUUCUACCUGCAGGCGAGCCAGAUCCUGCCCACCGCCGAGGAGGUCUGGCAGGGCCUCCGUAUGAUGUUUCUGGCGCUGACGCCGGAGAAGGCCCCGGCGGGGUCGCAGUAGGCUUAGCUUGGUCGAAGAGGGGGAGGAAGCGACGGAAACGAGCAGGAAACAAAACGAAAACAAGAUAGCAAUUAGUUAAAAAAAAGGAAAAAAGAUAAGAACAAAAAAUCAAAUCCUUACGUUAAAAGAAAAAAGGGAAAAAUAGAUGAGUCAGGAAUAAAAGACAGCGACUGCAAGAUGCAACGAACCGCUGCAAUGUCCCAAGGAAACAGCAAGCAUUAUUGCAGGCCUUUUCCUAUUCCAGAAUCACCGCAGGGCAGGAAAACAGGCAAUCAAAUUCAACUUGUCUAAAAAGCUACAAAAUCUGAAAAUUUGCUGAAGUCUUUGUUACAUGAAUGAACUUCAUUAACUUGAAUAUGAUUAUUCCUGCCAAGAGCAAAUAAAGUUCCUGUUCCGUUC